GCGUGCACCUAUUUCCUAAAAUCAUUUCAUCCGACACAGAACACAGAAAAUCAUCAUAUCAUGAAGAUAUAUUUCAUUUCGGCAUGAGACGUAGGCCUAGAAAAUUAAGCAAAUUACUAAUAAUAUGUGUUACAGGAGCUCUUGUUUUAUUUUUUGGACCUUUUUGCUUCCAAGUCCCGAGUCCACAAACCCAGGGCAUAGAUCGCCGAGUACUGCACGAGCGAUAUCAGAAAAACAAAUUCAUUGGUCCAUGUGACGAGGAAGUUAAGCUGUGUGGCAAAGACAGUAUAAAAGAGGGUGCCGAAGAAAGAGGUGAGGGUGGUGAUGAAGGGGGAAGCAUCGACUCAAGACCACUGGCUGUGUUCAAAGAUGGCGUAAUCGGCAACUACGAAACAUUUGACCCCGCCAACCGUACUGGUCCAGGCGAAUACGGGGAGCCAGUCAUCACCAAAGAUGAAGAGAAGAUAGAGGCUGAGAUGUCGGCAAGAGAGUUUGGGUUUAACCUGGUCAAUAGUGAUAAGAUAGCCUUGGACAGAGCACUACCAGACAUCCGCCUGAAAGAAUGCAGAUACUGGCACUACCCUGAGAACCUCCCCACCGCCAGCGUCAUCAUCGUCUUUCACAACGAGGGCUGGUCAACCCUGCUUCGGACAGUCCACAGCGUCAUCAACACCUCACCCACCCGGCUUCUGAAGGAAGUGAUACUCGUCGACGACGACAGUGACAAAGAGCACCUGAAGCAGCAGCUGGACCUGUACGUCAAGCGGUUUGAGGGCCUGGUGAAGCUGUACAGGAACGACGAGAGGGAAGGCCUCAUCAGGAGCAGGACCAAGGGGGCGCUGCUAGCUACUGGUGACGUCAUACUCUUCCUCGACGCUCACUGCGAGUGCAACAAGAACUGGCUACCUCCUUUACUAUCAAGGAUAGCCCAUGACCGAACUAUUAUGGCUGUUCCUAUAAUCGAUGGCAUCGACUGGACUAAGUACACGUACAGAUCUAAUUACUACGGCGUUCACUACCGAGGGAUAUUCGAGUGGUCAUUGUUCUACAAGGAAAGCCUUUUACCUGGCCAGGAAGAGGGACGAAGAAACUACAAGAGCGAACCUUACAGAUCUCCUACACAUGCUGGAGGCCUGUUUGCCAUGGACCGGAAGUUCUUCUUUGAAUUAGGUGCCUACGAUCCUGGUCUUGAAAUCUGGGGCGGGGAGAACUUUGAACUCUCCUUCAAGAUCUGGCAGUGUGGAGGCAGUAUCGAGUGGGUGCCAUGUUCCAGGAUAGGACACAUCUAUAAGCAAUACACAAUAGACAGAAAGAUUUCAUUGUCGUACAGGAUCCCCGUUACCAAGAUGAACUAUAUGCGUGUGGUGGAAGUUUGGUUUGACGAGGAACACAAGGAACACUUCUAUAACCUGGAACCAUGGUUACGAGGGACGCCACUGAAGAAUCUACAGCCGCAGCUGGAGUUCCGGCGCAAACACAACUGCAAAAGUUUCAAGUGGUUCAUGGACAACGUGGCAUUUGAACUUCUUGAACAGUUUCCGCCUCCUCCCAAAAAUGUGGAAUGGGGCCAGAUUCGAACCAUGGUACUCUGACCAGUGUUGGACACAAGUCAGAGAAGGGAAGUUAAUGCUGAUUCCUUGUGCCUCUCGACCAUAUAAGGAAGCACAGUUUUACCGACUAGAUGUGCACGGUAGACUGACCCAGGGGGAGAGAUGCCUGUUGCGUACAAAGGACAAUACAUACCCCCAGAUAUCCCGAUGUCCCGAAAACCCCAAAGGAUCCUGGCAAUAUAUUAAGGAUACACAACAAAUCAGACACAACGCGAUACAUAUGUGCGUCCAGUUCGACGAAAGGACAAAUUUUCUGUUCUUCGGGAAAUGUGAUAUCAAUUCUAACGACCAGAAAUGGAUAUUCAAGCAGAUAUACAUGUGGAUGUGAUGAUACCCCAGCUUAGAGCUGAUGAAAAAGACAAUAGUUUAAACUGAUCAAAAUUCCACAUGCAAAAGGUACAAAAAUGCCUCCUGUUUCUAUGGGAAUGCAUAAAAUCCGCCUUUUAUCACCCAUCAUCAAAUUACAGAGUCUAUUUCAUCUGAAAAUACAGUCAUCUGAAGAGAUCCAUCUCAACUCAUCUUAAAGAUUUCGCUGCGCGGGUUCAACCAGGAAUAACUGAGGUGUUGUUGCAGGAUCUGGCACAGUGUGCAUGUAUGACGUGAAUAAGAACAGGGCUCUACCGUAAUUUCUGUUAUUCCAGAAUGUGUGCAUGAAGUUCAACCCUUGUCAAUAAAAAUCAGUGUUUCGAUGGCAUCCUAUCAUAUUGAAUCAUAAUUUAUUAUUACUGUUCCAUUGCAGAAAGAAUACAUAAUAAAUACAUUUAUUAUAAUAAAUACACGCACCGUAUUUCCUCUAAUAAGCGCCGGGGUUAAGCAGCGUUAUAAGAAAUAAGCGCCAGGCCUCUAAUAAGUGCCGGGUACGUUUUUUAAUAAAUGUAUUCUUCCUUGAUCCAAAAAUAUAUAUAUUAAGGAAUUGUCCCUAACUUUGACGUAACGCUCACUAACAAUUAAUUACGGUACACACAGUAAGCGCAGUAAGCGUCGGGCCUUUGAUAAACGCCGGGUCUGGAAGUCCGUUGAAAGAAAUAGCGCCAGAACGCUAAUUAGAAGAAAUACGGUAUUUAUUAGAUAUACCUUGUGUGUCUACGGACACUGCGUAUAUUUUGUCACGAUUAUCCGAAAGUUUUGAUGCAACUAAGUUUUCUUAUGUCAUGUCAUGUCAUGUUGAGAAUGAGUGAAAUCAUUUGUUAGUUCAAUUAAAUGUGUGGUUUGUAUCAAA
Molecule: messenger RNA, 2829 nt
Organism: Haliotis rubra (blacklip abalone)
Lineage: Eukaryota; Metazoa; Mollusca; Gastropoda; Lepetellida; Haliotidae
Product: N-acetylgalactosaminyltransferase 7-like
Exons: 12
Coding region: 84-1592 (502 amino acids)
Cellular component (GO): Golgi apparatus
Source: RefSeq, a predicted model, not a curated record